UUGUGCCUGCUGGAGGUGGAAUUAACAGUAAGAAGGAGAAAGGGAUUGAAUGGACUUACAGGAAGGUUUUCAAGUAAAUACAGGGAAACACAUUUACUUCAAUAGUACAACCUUGAGUUGUAUUUUACACUAAGACGACACAAAAGAUGUUAAAGUUAUCACCAAGCUGCCGGACAAAUAUAUAUUCCAACACCAAGGUGCAGAUCAGCAUAGAUCUGUGAUUCAGAAAUCAGGAUUUGUCUUGGAAAGAGCUCCAGGGUUGAGAAGAACUCAAGAGCAAGUGAAGAUAACUCUGGGAACUACAGCUUAUCAGAAGAUCAACUUUCAUUAAUUCAAAUACCAAAGGCCUGAUUAUCAUACAUUCAUAUAGGAAUGCCUAGGUCAUCUGAUCAAAUAAUUUUAAGCGUCUUCUGCUACAUCAAUGCAGCAAAAACUCUUAACAACUGUGGAUAAUUGGAAAUUUGAGUUUCAGCUUUCUUAGAAAUAACUACUCUUGACAUUUUCCAAAAUAUUUGAAAUAGGACAGGAAAAUCAGUGAGCAUGUUGUGUUCAGAAAUGUCACUGUCAUGAAGGAUAGGUAAAUUUGUUUUUUCUGCUACUGGGAAAUUGUACCUCCUAGAAACUUAGAUUUUUUUUAAGAGGACAAGAAGGACUAAAAACAUCAACUUUGCUUUUGGACAAAAAUGCAUCUGACUGUAUUUUUCUUUAGGGGUAUUGUGGGUUUUCUCUGGAGCUGCUGGGUUCUACUAGGUUAUGCAAAAGGAGGUCUGGGAGACAAUCAUGUUCACUCCAGUUUUAUUUAUAGAAGACUACGGAACCAUGAAAGACGGGAAAUACAGAGGGAAAUUCUCUCUAUCUUGGGUUUGCCUCACAGACCCAGGCCAUUUUCACCUGGAAAACAAGCUUCCUCUGCACCUCUCUUUAUGCUGGACCUAUACAAUGCUAUGGCCAGUGAAGAAAAUCCUGAAGAGUCGGAAUACUCAGGGAGGGCAUCCCUGGCAGGAGAGACCAGAGGAGCACGAAAGGGGUACCCAGCCUCUCCUAAUGGGUAUCCUCGUCGCAUACAGUUAUCUCGAACAACUCCCCUGACCACCCAGAGCCCUCCUCUAGCCAGUCUACAUGAUACCAACUUUCUGAAUGAUGCUGACAUGGUCAUGAGCUUUGUCAACUUAGUUGAAAGAGACAAGGAUUUUUCUCACCAGCGAAGGCAUUACAAAGAAUUCCGAUUUGAUCUUACUCAAAUUCCUCAUGGAGAAGCAGUUACAGCAGCUGAAUUCCGGAUAUACAAGGACCGGAGCAACAAUCGGUUUGAAAAUGAAACAAUAAAGAUUAGCAUAUAUCAGAUUAUCAAGGAAUAUACAAACAGGGAUGCAGAUCUGUUUUUGUUAGACACAAGAAAGGCCCAAGCUUUAGAUGUGGGCUGGCUUGUUUUUGACAUCACUGUGACCAGCAAUCACUGGGUGAUUAAUCCACAGAACAAUUUGGGUUUACAGCUCUGUGCAGAAACAGGAGAUGGACGCAGUAUCAACGUUAAAUCCGCUGGUCUUGUGGGGAGACAUGGGCCUCAGUCAAAGCAACCAUUCAUGGUAGCUUUCUUUAAGGCAAGUGAGGUACUUCUUCGAUCAGUGAGAGCAGCCAACAAACGAAAGAACCAAAACCGCAGUAAAUCCAGCUCUCAUCAGGACUCCUCCAGAAUGUCCAGUGUUGGAGAUUAUAAUACAAGUGAACAAAAACAAGCCUGUAAAAAGCAUGAACUCUAUGUGAGUUUCCGGGAUCUCGGAUGGCAGGACUGGAUUAUAGCACCAGAAGGAUAUGCUGCAUUUUAUUGUGAUGGAGAAUGUUCUUUUCCACUCAAUGCCCAUAUGAAUGCCACCAACCAUGCCAUAGUUCAAACUCUGGUUCAUCUGAUGUUUCCUGACCACGUACCAAAGCCUUGCUGUGCUCCAACCAAACUAAACGCCAUCUCUGUGCUGUAUUUUGAUGACAGCUCCAACGUCAUUUUGAAAAAAUACAGAAAUAUGGUAGUGCGCUCUUGUGGCUGCCACUAAUGUUAAAUAAUAACGGGAAUAAGAAAAAGAUCUGUACUUAGGUUUACAGAUACAAUAAAAAGUAUACUUUCAGACAAAA
Phyllostomus hastatus (greater spear-nosed bat) is the source of this 2127-nucleotide messenger RNA. It is a transcript of the gene BMP5, whose product is annotated as bone morphogenetic protein 5. Lineage: Eukaryota; Metazoa; Chordata; Mammalia; Chiroptera; Phyllostomidae. The record is from RefSeq and is a predicted model, not a curated record. Gene Ontology annotation, cellular component: extracellular region. Bases 684 to 2048 code for a protein of 454 amino acids. Gene Ontology annotation, biological process: SMAD protein signal transduction. The transcript is spliced from 7 exons. Gene Ontology annotation, molecular function: cytokine activity; growth factor activity.